This is a messenger RNA of Penaeus chinensis, 734 nucleotides long. RefSeq lists its product as uncharacterized. The record is from RefSeq and is a predicted model, not a curated record. Lineage: Eukaryota; Metazoa; Arthropoda; Malacostraca; Decapoda; Penaeidae.
UACCAGGCAGUGCACAGCGCUCGUUGCAAUAUCUUAGACCCACUAGUAUGGCCACUGCAAACAAGAUUUUUCGGUAUUUGGCAUCGCUCUUUGCCAUAUGCUUUAUUUCGGCUGAGUCAAGCGAGGAACUCUUCAGGGGCUUUGCCAACUUGACUUCGGGAGACGAGAACUGCCCCGCGGGUUACACGCUCGUAGGAAGCCAGUGCCUCAUGUUCGUCACCUUCGCUGAACAGAGCCACAGUGAUGCGAGACAAGUGUGCCACUCUACCUCGGGAGAACUGCUAGCCAUUACUACACCUACGCAGUUUGUGCACGUUGUAAAUCAUAUCUAUGUUUACGGUUACACUGGACGACAGAGAUAAGGCAACUGGGUGACUUCCUCUGGCCAGGCGGUCCCUCGAGGAACUCCCUUCUGGGCGGCCUUCCAAGACACCCAACAGCCUGAUAACGCCCACGGAAGCGAGCAUUGUCUAGAGAUAGAGUAUACCGUGUUUUUCUACCUGACGAAUGCAGUUUGCGAGGAUAAUAACAACUUCAUUUGCCAGCACAGGCCUUAAAGAUGUAAAGGACCAACUUUAAAACUGGCAUCAACAGGUAAGCGAGACUUAACCCCAACCACUCAAGUUUCAAAGGCAGCUCACUUGGAAGCCUACAGUGGCCAGUGUCCAAUGUUUUGCAUGGAAGUCGGAGGCCUUUGCCUCACGUGGGCGGAGGAGGUGUGGCACGAGGCUUAG